UGUAUUAUAAAUAAUUGCAAUUUUUUUUAUAUAUAUAAAAUGAUGUUUAACCUUUUCGCGACGGUGCCUCCCGGCCCUUUAAGAGUUUCAGAAGCUGGGAGGCGGUUUUUUAGGGUCACGUGACCGCCAUAAUUCAUCAUCACAUGAUAGGAAAAGGUCCCGAUCAAAAGGGGAGAUCGGGAGCUUUCCGUGAGUUGCGGACAUAUGUGCUGGGAGCGAGCAGGGCUCACGCUCUCAGCACAUAUGUAUUUUCUAAUUGCAUGCAAAUAUGCAGCCGCUCGGCGUCAAGGCCCAGACGC
Molecule: messenger RNA, 299 nt
Organism: Staurois parvus
Lineage: Eukaryota; Metazoa; Chordata; Amphibia; Anura; Ranidae
Source: the annotation of a GenBank genome assembly